AUGAGUUGGUUUCAAGAGGGCGACAAAAAUUCUAGAUUCUUUCAUGUACAGGUGAAUGGCAGAAGAAGGAGGAUGCAGAUAAAGAGGAUCCAACAAGAUGGUCAGUGGUUAGAAUCAACUGAGGAAGUAGCCAAUGCUGCUGUGAAUUUUUUUCAAAAACAAUUCAAUGAAGAAAGCGUUCCAUCAGACUUUGAUAUUCUAAAACAUGUCCCUAGGAUGAUCAACAUGGAGCAAAAUGAAGAUCUGGUUGCCUGGCCAACGAAAGAAGAAGUCAAGAAUGCAGUUUUUGGCUUGAAUGGUGAUAGCGCUGGAGGUCCCGCUGGUUAUACUGGAAAAUUAUUCCAAUGUUGGUGGGAAAUAGUAGGAGACGAUGUGUGCUCAAUGGUUGCGGAAUUUUUUGGAGCCGGCUUUGUGAAGGGCAGAAGCAUUGUAGAGAAUAUCUUACUUGCCCAAGAGAUAGUCACCGACAUCAGAUUGAGGACAAAGGCAGGGCCUAAUGUAGUAAUAAAGCUUGACAAGCAGAAAGCCUACGACAGAUUAUCGUGGUUUUUCUUAACGAAUGUUCUAAGGAAGAUGGGGUUCAGUGAGAGUUUUAUCGGCAUGAUUUGUGAUAUAGUGAAUAACAACUGGUACUCGGUUUUGUUGAUUAUGGAGGUGCUCACAGAGUAUGAGAAGGAAUUUGGACAGAAAGUCAAUAAGGAGAAAAGCGCAGUAUAUAUGCAUCACUUGGCGUAUCCUGUAGUGAUGGAAAGGGUGCAGCUUGUUACCAGGAUUAGUAGACAGGAAUUUCCUUUGACAUACUUAGGAUGUCUGAUCUUUUAUAGCAAGCAGAACAUGUCAUUUUACUCAGACCUCAUUCAGAAAGUGCUGGGUAGAUUACAAUCCUGGAAAGGGAAAUUACUUUCUCACGGGGGAAGAGUAGUUCUUAUUUCUCAUGUGUUACAAAGCAUGCCGAUUCAUUUGUUAUCGGCCGUCGACCCUCCUGAUUAUGUAAUUAAAAAAUUACAUAAGAGUUUUGCUCAAUUCUUUUGGAGCAACUCAGUGGGCGAUAGAAGCAGACAUUGGGCAAAAUGGUUGGAGCUGUGUUUGCCACAGGAUGAAGGCGUCUUGGGGUUCAGGUCCAUGUUCGAUGUGUCCAAGGCUUUAUUUGCCAAAUUGUAG
Capsicum annuum is the source of this 1161-nucleotide messenger RNA. RefSeq lists its product as uncharacterized. The coding region runs from base 1 to 1161 and encodes 386 amino acids. The transcript has 3 exons. NCBI's taxonomy places the organism in Eukaryota, Viridiplantae, Streptophyta, Magnoliopsida, Solanales, Solanaceae. The record is from RefSeq and is a predicted model, not a curated record.